AUGGAUAUUACUCACACCCGCGAAGAUCAUCCUGAUGGCCUCGCGGGGCUGGAGGAGAAGAAGACCAGCAGCAGCAGCGAUGCGAAGACGCUGGGCCAUCUGCGCCUGCGACACGCUGAGACCAACGAGAUUAUUCUAGUCCCGACGCCGUCUUCUGACCCCAGGGACCCUCUCAAUUGGCCGAGAUGGUUCAAGCUGUACACAGCGGUCGCUGUUUGCUUUGCUAUGAUUCUGUGCAAUUUCCUCGCGGCUGGUCCAACACUGGCUAUUCUCCAGACCGCACAGGACUUCUUCCCCGACUGGACGGAGACUGGCAUGGCUGGCCCUAUCGCAAAGACUGCUUAUUUUUUCAACACUACCGCGCUGUUCCAGGGGUUAGGUAAUCUGCUUUGGAUGCCACUGGUUAACAAAUAUGGUCGUCGCCCUAUUUAUGUGGUUGCUUUUACCUUAUAUGCUAUCACUGCUAUCUGGUGUGCUGUUGGUAAAGGCUACGCAAACUUCCUAGUAGCAAGAAUUGUCAUGGGAUUUGCCGCUGGAGCAGGAGAGUGUCUUGCCCCUGUUACCAUUGCAGAUCUCUACUUCCUCCAUGAGCGUGGAGCUAUUACCGCGUUGUAUAACGCCUCUCUGAAUCUUGGUGUUGCUACCGGAGCUAUUAUCGACGGCUUUAUCGUGAAGUACCGCCCAUGGCGCUAUAUCUACUACGUCGCUAUUGCUCUUAUUGGUGGUGUUACCCUUAUUGUAUACUUGACCUUCCCGGAAACAGCAUUUAUCAGAAUAACCACAUCCAGAAGUAAUAUUACUACAUUGACUGCGUCUGGCGAACGUGUCCGUCGCGGUACCGAAGGUCUCAAGUUAUACCAUGGUACCUACACCGAUGAGUCGAUCUGGCAAAUGGCGAUCCGUCCUAUUGGACUCCUGAUCCUUCCCCCGGUUCUUUGGGCAACACUGGUUAUGUCGGUGACUAUUGGUUUCAUCGUGGCCGUCACAUCUAAUGUUUCGCCGGCAUUUUCCACGGCUUAUGGCUUUGAGGCCUGGCAAUCUGGACUGUGCUUCUUCUCAGCUAUUAUCGGAGCUCUGGUCGGGAUUUUCCUUGGGGGCCACUUCUCUGACUGGGUCGCUGACUACUUCACUCGCCGUAAUGGUGGUAUUCGAGAGCCGGAGAUGCGGCUUCCUGCUAUCAUGAUUGGGGCUAUUACCGGCCCCCUUGCCCUAGCUCUAUACGGCUGUGGUGUCCACUGGAAGCUACACUGGAUUGUUCCUACUAUCGGUAUUGGCUUAGUCAACUUCACCAUCACCCAGGCCACAAACGUCUCCCUUGUGUAUACCAUCGAUAGCUACCGUCCUGUCGCCGGUGAAGUUGUUGUCACUCAGCUUGCUUUCAAAUCUGCAUUCGGCUUUUUGCUGGGAUUCUACACGAACCCAUGGGUUGACGAGGAUGGCUACAAUGUAGCAUACGGCGAAAUGGCUGCCAUUUGCGGCGCUAUCCUCAUGUUAUGGGUCCCACUGUUCAUUUGGGGCAAGAAGAUUCGCGAGAAGACUAUCAGCUGGAGGGUCGUGCGGUGGGUGCAGUGGGGUGCAGACCGAGAGGUUGGCGAGUAA
Messenger RNA from Penicillium cataractarum, 1599 nucleotides. RefSeq lists its product as uncharacterized. Gene Ontology annotation, biological process: transmembrane transport. The record is from RefSeq and is a predicted model, not a curated record. Gene Ontology annotation, molecular function: transmembrane transporter activity. The transcript is spliced from 5 exons. Lineage: Eukaryota; Fungi; Ascomycota; Eurotiomycetes; Eurotiales; Aspergillaceae. The coding region runs from base 1 to 1599 and encodes 532 amino acids.